This is a messenger RNA of Cervus elaphus (red deer), 2130 nucleotides long. RefSeq names its product liprin-alpha-4-like. Lineage: Eukaryota; Metazoa; Chordata; Mammalia; Artiodactyla; Cervidae. Gene Ontology annotation, cellular component: presynaptic active zone. The record is from RefSeq and is a predicted model, not a curated record. Gene Ontology annotation, biological process: synapse organization.
GCAGCCAUGAGGUUCCCUACCGUCACAGCUCACAGUAAGGAGUUGGCCACAUCUCAACAACUAAAGGCAUGCAGGGAGCAGCUUCUUACAAGAGAAGCGGAAAUCGCGGAGCUGAAAGCCGAAAGGAACAACACCAGGCUGCUGCUGGAACACCUGGAGAUCCUGGUUUCCCGGUAUGUGCCGUCCCUCGGGAUGACGGCGAGCCCGCAGCAGGCGCAGUCCCCAGCCAGCAUGACCAGCGAGGUGGAGCUGCUCAGGGCGCUGAGAUUGCUCUUUGAGCACCACAAGGCCCUGGACGAGAAGUUGAGAGAGCAACUGCGACACGCUCUCGAAAGGUGUAGUUCCUUAGAAGAGGAAUUAAGGACCGCACACAAACAGGUGCAGAGCCAGAGGGAGCAGGACUGGGAGUCCGCGCAGCAGGCCCGCGUGGUGGCCACCGUGGCCCAGGCCUUCGAGAGUGACGAGGAUGUGUCUGACGGCGAGGGCGACAGGGUCACCCUCCUCAGCUUGGCCGGUCAGCUACCGCCCAGUGGGCAGGCCGAUGGCGACACUCUGCCUGUGAUGAUUCAGGAGCUACUGGAUGCCAUCAACGAGGAGAUCUGCACGGAGCGCUCGCCGCCCCAAAGCAGGCGGCACAGCCUGGCGUGCGAGGGAGACUGGCUGGGCGUCAUGACUCCGGUGCAGAGCCAGAGGGAGCAGGACUGGGAGUCUGCGCAGCAGGCCAGCGUGGAGGCAACCGUUGCCCAGGCCUUCGAGAGUGACGAGGAUGUGUCUGACGGCAAGGGCGACGGAGUCACCCUCCUCAGCUCGGCCGAUCAGCUGCCGCCCAGUGGGCAGGCCGAUGCCGACUCUCCGCCUGUGAUGCUUCAUGAGCAGCUGGAUGCCAUCAGUGAAGAGAUCCGGUGGAUCCGGGAGGAGAAGGAGAGCACGGAGCAGCGGGCCGAGGAGCCUGAGAGCAGGGCGGGCGGGGCGCGCUUAGGCAGCCUUCGGCGUUUUAAGUCCCUGAGCUCCCUCAGCCUGUGUCCUGCCUCCUCACUUGCCGGCUCCUGCCCGCCCAGCAGGGGGCGCUCCCCACCCCGAGGGAGGCAGCACAGCCCGGAGCUCCAGGGAGACUGGCUGGACGUCCUGACUCCGGUGCAGAGCCAGAGGGAGCAGGACUGGGAGUCCGCGCAGCAGGCCAGCGUGGAGGCAACCGUUGCCCAGGCCUUCGAGAGUGACGAGGAUGUGUCUGACGGCAAGGGCGACGGAGUCACCCUCCUCAGCUCGGCCGAUCAGCUGCCGCCCAGUGGGCAGGCCGAUGCCGACUCUCCGCCUGUGAUGCUUCAUGAGCAGCUGGAUGCCAUCAGUGAAGAGAUCCGGUGGAUCCGGGAGGAGAAGGAGAGCGCGGAGCAGCGGGCCGAGGAGACUGAGAGCAGGGCGCGCUGGGCAUGCUUAGGCAGCCUUUGGUGUUUUAAGUCCCUGAACUCCGACAACCUGUGUCCUGCCUCCUCACUUGCCGGCUCCUGCCCACCCAGCAGGGAGCGCUCCCCGCCCCGAAGGAGGCAGCACAGCCCGGAGCUCCAGGGAGACCGGCUGGGCUUCAUGACUCUUCUGCCUGCUUUAAUGGAAGAGGAAGAAGACGACGAGACCACCAUCAAAGGUGAAACCUCGAGCCCUACCUCGCCACGGUCCCUUCGGCUGGACCGGCUGCACACGGGGGCGCUGCGCGCGGCCGGCCCCGAGGACGUCAGGGACACCCGCAACUCGACCGGCUCUCAGGACAGCCCCGGGGGCAACCCCAGCAGCAGCACCAUCAGCCAGGACUCGCUGCAGAAAGCUGCGAAGAAGAAGGGCAUCAGGUCCUGCAUCGGCCGCUUGUUUGGCAAGAAGUAAAAGGGCCGGCCUGCUCCCGGCAGGGAGGCCUUAGGACCAGGAGCGGAGGAGGCAUCCGUCUUCUCGACCCCAGCUGCUGCUGCUCCGCAGGUGAUUCCUACAGAUGCACCUCCUGCAAGAGCUGUUGUCCUGCUGCUCGGGGGCUGCCUGAGUGUGCUCAGGAGGAUCAGACAAGUGGGGCUGCCAUGCCUGAUUCUGCGGGAGGGCCUGACGCUGGGGGAGGGCCUGACGCUGGGGGAGGGUCUGACGCUGGACUAG